AAUACACGACGAACAGAGUGGGGGACCACCGAAGAGAGUGCCUCUAUUCGCCUUUGCUUUGCAAUUCGCACGGGGUUAGGAAAUUGGGGUGAGCUCGGAGAGCAGAGAUGGCAGCGGCAGCGAUUUGCAGGGCUUGGCGUGGCUGCGGGCGACAGGUCGUGGCGAAUGCGAGGAGUAGCGGCGGAUUUGGGCAGGGUGUUCGGCACUUGUCUGGCAGCAGAAAUGUGGUUGAAGAGAUUGGGAAUUGCGGCAUUCCUUCUGUUUUUUUUUCGUCGCCAGAGAAGGCGAGAGUGUUGCAGCCUAGAACUUUUGCUUCGCAGCUUUUUUGGUUUCGUCCCGAUCCAGUGCAUUUGGGCUCCGGUGAAGAGUUGCUGAGAUUGGGUGGCGGAGACGAGAUCCUCGCCUCGAUCAGCCCUGCUGGCUGGCCUGUCGAUCCCCGCGCGAUUGAUGAUGCCUUGUGCCCAGGUCUAGAGGAAUCUGAGAGCCCCAUUCAAGCCCACACGAAGCGCACUUAUCAACCAAGUAAUUUGAAACGGAAGAGAACUCAUGGUUUUCUGGCAAGGAAAGAAACUGUUGGUGGACGCAGAGUUCUAGCUCGUAGGAAGGCAAAGGGUCGCCGAAGACUUGCAGUUUAAGGUGACGACAGUAGUGAUCACAUGUCAGUGGUUGAUAGAAACUCCACUUUACACUUCGUGGUAGGACCUUUGAAAGAAAUUUUUCAGUGCACUCUGCGCAUGCGGAUCUCUCAUUUCGUAUCGUGUUGAGGGACUCGUCAUGACUAUUACUCCGAGUAAAAACAUGAAGUUGCAACAGCUUCAGACCAGAUAUGCGUUUCUACAUUGCCUGCGCUUGAUUGGCUCUAUGAAUACAAUCGUAUAUUUAUCAGUAUCAACUGAUGAGUAUAUUCGGUCUGCUGAGGUAAACGAUCACUGUGUCGGCUUACCAUAGGAAGACUGUCAUGGACGGUAGUCAAUCUGAUAAGGUGUGGCAAGUUUUGACCUGGGGUUAAGUCCGUUCUUGUAUAGAUAGGGAAUAGGCAAGUUGGCUCGGAGAGUUCUUGUCAGUACUUCAAUACUGACAUGGCAAACGGAGAAAGACCUGAGAACUAGUGAAAGCAGUCGUGUGAGAUAAAUCACAUGAAUUUGGGGUUGCGAGGUGCUGAUGAUUGUUCCUCUGGACAGUUGCGUCUACGAAUAAACACAACAUUCUUUUCCAGUUUGUGCUUGGAAUUCAGACUAAUGUGCUUUCAUGCAUUUGUCUGUUGGG
Marchantia polymorpha subsp. ruderalis is the source of this 1266-nucleotide messenger RNA. NCBI's taxonomy places the organism in Eukaryota, Viridiplantae, Streptophyta, Marchantiopsida, Marchantiales, Marchantiaceae. The record is from the annotation of a GenBank genome assembly.